Messenger RNA from Fusarium mangiferae, 1677 nucleotides. RefSeq lists its product as uncharacterized. The transcript has a single exon. The record is from RefSeq and is a predicted model, not a curated record. Gene Ontology annotation, cellular component: fungal-type vacuole. Bases 1 to 1677 code for a protein of 558 amino acids. Gene Ontology annotation, molecular function: metalloaminopeptidase activity; zinc ion binding. Gene Ontology annotation, biological process: proteolysis. Lineage: Eukaryota; Fungi; Ascomycota; Sordariomycetes; Hypocreales; Nectriaceae.
AUGACUCAGGUUACGCCUGCAAUGCUGAGCGCCCGCGCUUCGUCACUAUCAUUGCGACAACAAGCGCUAUCGUCGUCAGCUACGCUCAACAACAAUGCGACUGCGCCCCAAAAGCCCGAAUCGAAGCAAAGUUCCAAGAACUUUAUCAUUUCGGAUAUGAAGGGCCGCGAUACAAAGGACAACCGUGUAUGCGCUUCCUGUAUUACCAAGCUUGCGCCUGAUGAAGUCGGUCAAGUCAACUGGCAUCUUGAGGCUGGCCAGGCUUGUAAACUGUGUCAGGUUGAGAAGCUGGACCCUGAGUGUUUUACCAAGCCUUUCUGCGACUUUCUUCGGGAGAACCCUACGAUUUUUCACACCGUCGAUUACUUUGAGAACAAGCUGAAGGCGCUUGGAUAUGAGCAACUCUCUCCCCGCGAUAGCUGGUCGGGCAAGAUUCAGCCUGGUGGCAAGUACUGGGUCACUCGGAAUGGGAGCUCUCUUAUCGCUUUCAAAGUCGGUAAAGCAUAUAAGCCUGGAGAUGGUGUUGCUAUGAUCGGUGGCCACAUUGACGCUCUCGCCGCGAAGCUCAAGCCCGUUAGCACAAAGCCUGUCAAGGCCGGAUACAUCCAACUGGGAGCUGCACCCUAUGCUGGAGCCCUGAAUGCAACCUGGUGGGACCGGGAUCUCAGCAUUGGUGGACGGGUUAUCCUCGAUGAUAAAGAAACCGGAAAGAAGACUGUAAAGCUCGUCAAGCUCGACUGGCCUGUCGCUCGAAUCCCCACUCUUGCGCCUCAUUUCGGGGUCGGUAUGAUGGGAAACAACAACGCUGAGACUCAAGCCGUUCCUAUUAUUGGCCUAGAGAGUUCACAGCGUCCGUCUGCCGAGGCUCUUGGACCCGCUGGCUCUUUUGUCAACACUCAACCUCCACGACUGGUUGAGCUCAUUGCCAAGGAGCUCAACAUUCAAUCGUAUAGUUCGAUUGUCAACUGGGAACUCGAACUUUACGACUCCCAACCCGCCCAGACUGGUGGCCUGGAUCGGGAAUUCAUCUUCGCUGGUCGCAUUGAUGAUAAGCUCUGCAGUUGGGCAGCCCUUACCGCCCUCUUGGCAUCUUCAGAAAACAGCGACGAGGGAGGAAUAAAGCUCGUCGCCUGCUUCGAUGACGAGGAGGUAGGUAGCUUAUUGAGGCAAGGUGCGCGUGGUAACUUUCUUCCCUCUGUCGUUGAAAGGACUGUCGAGAGUCUAUGUCCAGAUGUAUAUGGACCAGGACUUCAAGGACAAACAUGGUCUGCAAGCUUCCUCGCUUCUGCCGAUGUCACACAUGCCGGAAACCCCAACUUCCUUGAGAAAUAUCUCUCUGAGCAUGUGCCAGAGCUCAAUGUUGGCGUAACCAUCACUUACGACUCCAACGCUCAUAUGACCACGGAUAGUGUCUCGGCUGCUAUUAUGGAGCGGGCUGGUGAGCUUGGUGAAUGUCGGACACAGAGAUUUCAAAUUCGAAGCGACUCUCGAAGCGGCGGAACCAUUGGGCCAGCACUAUCUAGCAUGCUCGGGGUGAGGGCUGCAGAUGUUGGCCUCCCACAACUCUCCAUGCACUCCAUCCGCGCCACUACUGGUGCAUUGGAUCCUGGCCUGGGUGUCAAGUUCUUCAAGAGUUUCCUUGACAAUUGGGAGAAGAUUGACGCUGAGUGGCACUAG